Rhododendron vialii is the source of this 2350-nucleotide messenger RNA. RefSeq lists its product as uncharacterized. The coding region runs from base 294 to 2117 and encodes 607 amino acids. The transcript is spliced from 11 exons. The record is from RefSeq and is a predicted model, not a curated record. NCBI's taxonomy places the organism in Eukaryota, Viridiplantae, Streptophyta, Magnoliopsida, Ericales, Ericaceae.
CUCUCUCUCUCUCUCUCUCUCUCUCUCUCUCUCUCUCUCCCUCCCUCCCUCCCUCUCUCUUAAAUAAAUUUUCCGUAUGGCGAAGAAGAAGAAGAAGAAAGUACAGUUAACAGUUGUAAUUCUCUCUCUCUCUCUCGAACAGAUACAUGCAUACUGUAUUACCUACACUUACCACCUAUAUUUAUUAGCACAUCCUCUUCCUCUAGUUCUGAACCAUCUGAUACCCCUCCAUUGACGACUUUAGCUGCUGCAGAGCACACUAUCCAUAUUCAUAUCUCCUAGGCCUGGUGCUUAUGUUGAUUCGGUUCACACAGAUCGAGGAAUUCAGGAUUUCCCUGGCUGUUUGCGGAUUAAUUGAAGAUGAACAACACCAGCGUUCGGAAGAAUUUGGAGUCUAUGAAGUCUCCAAUGAAGCACGAAAAAAGGAGAAGGUGGAAAUGCAGGGGAGGAGGCUAAUGGAUGCUGAGAAAGCUACCUCAAGCGGCAGGGGCUCAACAAGGGAGAGAAAAAAAGCAUUGCAACAAGAUGUCAAUAAGUUAAAGAAGAAGCUUCGACACGAGGAGAAUGCUCAUAGGGCAUUGCUGAGGGCUUUCGCCAGACCCUUGGGCACCCUUCCUCGCCUUCCUCCUUAUCUCCCUUCUUAUACACUGGAGCUUGUUGCUGAAGUGGCUGUUUUGGAAGAGGAGGUUGUUCAGCUUGAAGAACUGGUUGUGCGUUUACGCCAAGGACUAUAUCAAGAAGCUGUGUUCAUUUGUUCCUCAAAGAGGAACUUGGAAAGUUCAGCUGAUUUCUAUGACCUCCCAAUGAAGAAUUCUAAACAGAAGCAAUUCAAGUUUUCCCCUAAAACUAAAGAUGACGGGCAACAGAAAGAGAACCAGCCAUGCACUAAUUCCACAAAGGAAAAGCAAUCGCUCAAUUCGAAAGCACCAGCAGUCAGAACCCGAGCAAAGAGACCUCCAAUUGACUCUAGACCAGCAGAGAGACUCUUAAAUCCUAACAAAAUGCAGCUAGAAGCAAGAAUUAUAGACCAUGAACGUGAAGAAGCCGCAACUAAUGCUAUUCAAGGUCAAAGGCUACCUGGAGUUGAAAAUCCAACUAAAAUUUCGGAAGAUAUUCUCAAGUGUUUGUCCAGCAUUUUCCUGAGAAUGAGCCCUUCAAACAAUAGAUCUACAUGGGACACUUUGUCCUCAUUAUCGGCGUUGAAUUCAUGUGAAGAUUGGGAGGCAACAGGGUUUAAGGAUCCGUAUGGUAUCUGUUCAGAAUUUGGAAGGAGAGAUAUUGGUCCAUAUAAACAUUUAUUUGCAGUUGAAGCUCUCUCAAUCAAUCCAACCCGAAAAACAAACUCCGUGUUUCUUGUUCGUAGACUUAAAAUUCUCCUUCGGAAACUUGCCUCGGUCAACUUAAAGGGUCUCACCCACCAGGAAAAGCUUGCUUUCUGGAUCAAUACUUACAAUUCCUGUGUGAUGAAUGCAUUUCUAGAGCAUGGCAUACCAGCUAGCCCUGAGAUGGUUGUUGAAUUGAUCCGGAAGGCAACAGUGAAUGUGGGGGGACACCUCGUAGGUGCAAUGACCAUUGAACAUUUCAUUCUCAGACAACCUUACCAUUCCAAUUAUGUAAGUGGAGCCCCUUCCCUUUCCAUGUCACUUGAAAGGAAUUUGCUUGAUAUAUGUACCCUAUCUAUUACUUCCCACCAGACCUUUGCAAACGGUACAAAAAACGAUGAGAUGACAGCUUGCAGCGCUUUUGGAUUGGAGUUAUCUGAGCCAUUGGUUACGUUUGCACUCUCUUGUGGAAGCUGGUCCUCCCCCGCUGUGAGAGUGUACACUGCAUCUGAGGUAGAAAAUGAACUGGAAGUUGCGAAAAAAGAGUAUUUACAGGCAGCGGUUGGUAUUUCGACAAAAAUGAAGUUGCUAGGGAUCCCAAAGCUCUUGGAUUGGUAUCUACUUGAUUUUUCAAAGGACUUGGGGUCAUUUCUUGAUUGGAUAUGCCUCCAAUUACCCAGUGAACUCAGAAAAGAAGCAAUUAAGUGCCUUGAGAGAGGAAAAGGCGAACCUCUUUCGCAAUUCGUCAAGGUCAUGCCAUAUGAGUUCAAUUUCAGGUACCUCAUUUUCGCGUAAAUAAAUCUUUGAUUCAUCGGAAGUUUUGUCGUUACAGUUUUGGGUAAAUUGAAGAUCUGUGAUUGUACAAAGCUAUAGAGUGCAUAGUAAUGGAAAAAAUGCAGAAUGCAUUUCCAAUUGUAAGGAAUUUGACUUAUUGGGGAUAUGCUUUCUUCCACAUAUGGGUUUUGUAACCAUUUUGUUAUUGGGGAAGAAUUGCACAUGAAUGGAGCAAAUUCUUGAAGUUCCUUUUC